Molecule: messenger RNA, 1080 nt
Organism: Lindgomyces ingoldianus
Lineage: Eukaryota; Fungi; Ascomycota; Dothideomycetes; Pleosporales; Lindgomycetaceae
Exons: 6
Coding region: 1-1080 (359 amino acids)
Source: RefSeq, a predicted model, not a curated record
AUGCCACUCCCCAAAAUGAUAGCGAACUUUCACCACUCAAGAGCCGAGGCUUCUCCGGCUAGGUAUAUUGCGACACCCCUCCCAAAGCCUCAGCGAGGACACCUCCGCACUGCGCACCGACAACUACGUAAAAAGCCCCAGAGACUGAGAGUACGACUCAUAAUACCUCCUAUUGCGAAGAUAACGAAGUGUUUGGGCGAGGUGACGGGGGUCGAAACUCAACGCCAACGCGACGCAUGGGUGAGCGAAUGUCAUUCUCCCAUCAGAUUCAUUGAUUUAACCAUUUCAGGUGAUCCAUCCAGAGUGGAGAAUGGCGGACGAACACCAGAAGGUGGAUACGGACACAAUAGCGAGAGAUCGACCCGACCCUCUUUGUAUCGGAGGAGGGAUACGAUCGCGCAGUCCAACGUACCGACACCAACCACAGCGAUGGAUCUUCAAGCCUACCACGACGAGGUGAGGAAAACCCAUCGAUUCCGAAACGGUGAUGGUAAGGUGAACCCCGGCAAGUACGGAUCCACGCUGGAGUUCGACCUUGGCCUUUGCUACACAACAUUUUGCACGGGAAAGUUUUGCGAGUUUGGCUUGCUGUGUCCGUAUCGCCACCACCCUCUCACGAGGCAGGAGAUGGACUGGAUCGCAUCGCUUUGGUGCGAGAGCUUCGCUCGGUUUGCGGCUGCAAAAUGGAGCACGCCUGAGCCUGCGCAGCCUACCGUUCUAAUGGCGGCGUAUGUCGCUAAGAAUCAAGAGCAUGUUCGUGGCUUGCAUAAUUGGCGGGACCAUGAACAUUCACACGCGAAGGAUGAAUCUCUCAUGCGCCGAUCAGCUCGUUCACCGGCACCAUCAUCCAUCCAGGCUCGGCGCAUGUAUACAGCCAGGAAUAUCGCUACCUACACUCAAGGUCCCGUUCUCCCCGGUGUGGAGAACACCGUGAUCCGGCUUGUGAUCGGCAUGCCGUGGAUAGGGAUUGUCGCCAGAGUUCCUACGAUUAUGGACGACCUGCUGAACGAUACCGAAGAACGGAAGAGUGAGAGAUAUGAUCUAGGUGGUGAGCAAAUGUUAGCGCUUGAGGACUUCUAG